Benincasa hispida (wax gourd) is the source of this 5758-nucleotide messenger RNA. The record is from RefSeq and is a predicted model, not a curated record. Lineage: Eukaryota; Viridiplantae; Streptophyta; Magnoliopsida; Cucurbitales; Cucurbitaceae.
AUACAUAAUAUCUUUUUAAAUCUUUCAAGUUUUAAGUUAUUGAAACAAAAAUCCAGAAGAGCUCGAAGCUCAACCCCAAUCAGAAGAAAAAGGAAAGUUGUGAAAACGGGGGGAGAAGAAGAAGAAGAUGCUGAAUCUUGCUGUUCGAAGUUUACGGGGUAGAACGGGCAUGGCGAGGAGGAUAUCAUCAAUGGCGGACGGUACAGCGAAAGAGAAAGUGGACUGCGUCGUGAUCGGAGCUGGUGUGGUCGGAAUAGCAGUGGCGAGGGAGCUUUCUCUCAGAGGCAGAGAUGUUUUGGUGUUAGAAUCUGCUCCCACCUUCGGUACCGGAACUAGUUCUCGCAACAGCGAAGUCAUCCAUGCCGGCAUUUACUAUCCUCGCAAUUCUCUCAAGGCAGUUCUUUGCGUAAGAGGAAGAGAUUUACUCUACCGGUAUUGUUCUGAACAUGAGAUUCCUCAUAAACAAAUUGGUAAGCUUAUAGUUGCUACUAGAACAUCAGAGGUUCCAAAGUUGAAUGAAUUAUUGAUUCGGGGAGUUCAAAAUGGGGUUGAAGGGUUGAGGAUGGUUGGUGGUAAUGAGGCAAUGAGAAUGGAACCUGAAUUACAGUGUGUAAAAGCCUUGCUUUCACCUUUGUCUGGAAUUGUUGAUUCCCAUUCGUUUAUGUUAUCUUUAGUGGGGGAGGCUGAAAAUCAUGGGGCUAAAUUCUCUUAUAAUACUGCUGUUAUUGGUGGUCAUGUUCAAGAAAAUAAAAUUCACCUCCAUAUAUCCGAUUCCAAAAAUCUUGAAAAGAUGAAUGAAGAUCAUCCCCCAGUGCCAGAGUUCAUGUUGGUUCCUAGACUUGUAGUGAAUUCCACAGGGUUAUCUGCUGUUCCGCUUGCAAAGAGAUUCGAUGGUCUCCAUGAUGGAGUCAUUCCUCCCUCUUAUUAUGCACGUGGCUGCUACUUUACAUUGUCAAAUGUGGGAGUCUCGCCAUUCCAGCGUUUGAUUUAUCCUCUACCAGAGGAUGGUGGUAUUGGUGUGCAUGUUACACUGGAUUUAGAUGGUCAAGUCAAGUUUGGUCCUGAUGUCGAAUGGAUUGAUGAGGUCGAUGGAAUCUCAAUCUUCUUGAACAAGUUUGACUAUUCUGUUCAUAGUAGUCGUGCUGAACGGUUUUAUGAGGAAAUAAGAAAGUACUAUCCCAGUCUCAAGGAUGGAUCUCUACAAUCAGGAUAUGCAGGAAUUCGGCCAAAACUCUCAGGGCCCCGACAAACUCCUGCUGACUUUGUUAUACAGGUCAUUUCUAAGCUUAUUAUCUUGAAUUAUGCAUAUCCAAAGUCUUUGACCUGUGAUUGGUUUCGAAUAGACAAUAAGCAAUUUUUUCUGUUUCUUAUUAUAUAUGGAAAAUUCAGUUAAUUUGACAGUGAAAGAGUGCAUUGACAAAUCAGGGACAAAAUCUGAAGCUUGAACAUCAAACAAGUUCUUGUUGGUCUAAUAACGAAGUGGAGUGGUUAAAUCUGACAUGUUCUUAAAAUAGAAAUUUGAAAUGAAACUUUUCUUUUAUUUUGUUCCUUCUCUUUUCCUUUUUCUCUCAUCUCCAGAUUUAUUGUGUUAUUCGAUUUUCCGCCUAAUUGACCAACAGAUGUUAACAUCCCAAGAGUUUGGCUCAAAUUUCACAGGAAAUCUCGUCACAACAGCAUCAGUUUAUUGAAACUUGAAAGAACAAAUCCUUUGACAUUAUCCAUAUUUUAAAUUUGUAAGGAACAAACUUCUAACAAAUUUCAAAGUAAACAGGCGACUUACUCCCUUUAUAUACUUUAUAUACCUGGGUUUCAUCGUGGACAGAAGCAAGUGUCAGAUUUCAAUGAACUACUUCAGACUACAUUUUGAAGAUUGCAAUGUUUUGUUUCUAGAAAAUCUCACUUGGUGUUAAUGUCAUUCGGUGUGAAGUAUGGAAUCAUUGUGAUAUUAUGCAGGGGGAGGAUAUCCAUAAGGUUUCUGGUCUCGUCAACCUUUUUGGAAUUGAAUCACCUGGGCUGACUUCAAGCCUAGCAAUUGCAGAGCAUAUAGCUGCAAUAUAUAUGUAAAGGAAUUGAAACCAAGAAAUUGGAAGAAAAAUCAUUCCAAAGUGUUUACCAAAAGGUCCAAAACCAAGCAAGAGCGAUUUUGUGAACAAGAAUGAGAAUCAAACGUGAGACUCACUCCUAAUCUGGCAAUCUCAUUCUCUCAAAGGUCUCGUUUAGAGUGAGAAUGCUAUCAUUUGAUGCUGUUAACUAAGGUUGUCUGGAAUUAGAAUCAGAAAUCCAUUGAUGUUGUUUACAUUCAUCUAGAGUCGGAGUGAAAUAUAGAUAAUUAUUAAAAUGUUAUUUUAGAAUAAAAUAAAUAAUGACUACAAAAAGUUUGUGUUCUACUGUACAAUUACCUUAUUGCUCUUAGGUAUUAAACAAAAGAACUUCCCUCCCUUGAUUCAUUUCCUUUUUCUUUCCUUAUUUCCUUCUUGUAUUCUCUGUGUUUCUUACUGUUAAGUGUGCAUUUUGUCUUCGUGAUUCGCCUCAGAAUACUCCCUUUAGCAUUUCACAAGGUAACGUAUCACUCUAUUUCCCUUUCAUUUUCGUUUUUAUUGUUUUUUGAAAUUGUUUUGGUUUAAUCUAUUUGAUGUACUGCAAAUCCAUUUAUUUCAAUGGAUUCUGAGGUGUGUGUGAGGGUUGAAUGUUGUUUUUGAGCGUGGGUAUGAUGUAUAUUGUUGUGUCAUGUUAUCUGGUUAGUCACAAGUUAGGGUUAGGGUUUAGUUGUUCCGUUUGCUGGUAAUGCAUGUAGUUAAAGCUUCAUGGAGUGAUUGAGAUUGACAAGCUAAGCUUAGAAGGGAGAAUUUGCAAAGUGAGAGCGGGAGGUAGAAUUCAAUUGAAGAAAAGAGUCUAAGCGAUAGUUUGAGCGAGAGCGAGAGCAAGAGCAAGAGCGAUUUUGUGAACAAGUUGCUUGAGGUGAUAACGUUUUGAACUUGUUCUAGUAUUGGAUUGGUUUGGUAUAGUCAAGUUUUAUUAAGUUUUUACUUUUGUCUUUGUUGUUAAAAUCUAAGAAAUCAAUUCAAAGUAUAUGAUUUAUUUCAUCAUGAGCAUAGCUCAAUAUUAAGACAUUCCUUUUCUUGAUAUCGGAGGUUCAAAUCUUCAUUCUUACAAUUUGUGGUACUAAAAAAUUGCAAAGCACCCUUUCACUCACUUUAGUUUAUCUUUUCUCACCAGUAUUUGGCGCUCACUUUUGUAAUCCCUUUUGUUUGGGGUUCUCAAUUGAUUUCAUUUAUCAAUUUUGUGAGUGAGAACACGCUAGAUGAAAAUAAGGAUUUAAAUAUCGUUGUCAUGUUCUAAACCACAGUCAAAUUUUGAAUACAUAUUAGAACACUUUCCCAGAGUAAAAGAAGGAAUAUCAAAGGAGUUUUCCAUAAUAGAACCAGACGACAUUUUAUUUUUAGCUUUAUAAAUUUAUUUUUCAAUUUCUCCAUAAUCCAUUAUUGUUUUUAUUUUUUAUUUUAUAGGCAUGAGUUAUCUCCCACCUAGGAAGGAAAAUAAAAAAUAUGGUGCUUAAAUGGAAUAGAUAGACAUGGAUCGUAUCACUACCUUCAUGGGGCUCUUUUGAAUCUUAUGAAAAUAAGAUGUGACAUUUGUGUGAGAAAGGUAACUAAAAUAAUAUUUUUAUCGAUUUAUUUAUUAUAAAUAUUUUAUAGUAUUUAAAUAUUACUUGCAUGCAUUUUAGGUACUUGGGGGUGAUGAUGUUUGUGAAGACAAAUGAAAAAUUAUGUUAGAUAGUGCAUUUCAAUGUGAAGUUGGGAGAGAAGGUUGAUGGAACAAUCUUGCACUAAAAUAUUUGAGAUCACUCCACUUUCAAAGAGGUGUAUAGUCUGUUCUAAAUCACGUUUGGUGAAAGCUAGGAAGAACAAUGUAUCCAUCGAGUUUUGUUCCCCAAGGCUGAUCAAAUGACUCAUUUUACCAAACUUGGUUGAUACAUUGUUCUUCAUAACUUUCACCAAAUUUGGUUCAAAACCUUUCGAAUGUUUAGACACAACAGACCUUAUACAACUCUUCGAAGGUGGAGUGAUCUCAAAUUUUCAAUGUGAGAUUGGUCCAUUAACCUUCUUUCCCAACUUCACAUUACAUUGCACAAUUAAUAUAAUUUUUCAUUUGUCUUCGACACAUCAUCACCCCCAAAUACCUAAACUGCAUUAUUUAAAUACUAUAAAUAAUUUAUAAUAAAUAAAUUAAUAAAAAUAUUCUUUUAGUUACUUUUCUCAUAUAAAUGUCACAUUUUAUUUUAUAACAUUUAAAAGAGCACCUAGAGAGUUAAUUACUUCUCUUGCAAGAAAGUAGUGAUACAAUCCAUGUUUGUCUAUUCCAUUUAAGCACCAUAUUUUAUUUUUCUUUGUAGGAGAUAACUCGUGGCUAUAAAAUAAAAAAAAAACAAUUAUGCAUUAUGGAGAAAUAGAAAGAUAAAUUUAUAAAGCUAGAAAUAGAAUAUCACCUAGUUUUAGAAUGAAAAAUUUCUUCUUUGAUAUUUAUUCUCUGACUCUGGGUAAGUGUUCUAAUAUCGAUGUCAAAAUUUGAAAUUGUACAGUACUCUUGUCAUGUUCUAAACCACUCCGAAACAUGCUAUGAGUUUUCUGAAAAUCAAAUGUUAUAAAUCCAAAGUGAUUUGUCUCGAAAGAUUAGUCGAGGUGCAUGUAAAAUUUGACCUUGAAACUGAAGGAUGUAAAAAAGGAAUGACGUUUGUCAAUUUAAUGAUAUCUUUCUUUUCUAGGUUUGACUAUUCCGUGCCUAGUAGUCGUGCUGAGUGGCUUUAUGAGGAAGUAAGAAAGUACUAACCCAGGCUCAAGGAUGGAUCUCUACAAUCGGGAUAUGCAGGAAUUCGGCCAAAACUCUUAGGCCCUGACAAACUCCAGCUGACUUUGUUAUACAGGUAGCAGAAGAGUCCAGGUUGCGAAGUUGGUCAAGGUCUGCCACAAGUUUAGAAAUAGUACUAAAAGAGAUUUGUAGUUGGGGUAUUGCCACACUAGUAAAUGUAACUUGAAAUUGUAAACUAGUUUCCUAAAUAAAGCAUGUAAGAUUUUCCACUUCUGUAGUAAAUAAGGUUUAAAAAGGAAACUAGUAAGGUAAUGUCCAUAGUUGUCAUGAAAGAGUAGCAUCAAUUAACAUCAUGCCUCUCCCGAGCCCGCAUUCCUGAAAAGCUUACAAAGAACAUUUAAUUGCAAGGUUCAAGGACCAUCACAUCCAGUUUAAGGGGAAGGAGAUUCAUAAGGUUUCUGGUCUCAUCAACCUUUUUGGAAUUGAAUCACCUGGGCUGACUUCAAGCCUUGCAAUUGUAGAGCAUAUAGCAAGGUAGGAUUCCGUUUGAUAAUGAUUUUGUUUUAGCUUUCUGUUCAUUAAAAUUAAAACAACUUGACUAUCAAUUUCUUUGUUUAACAAUUUUUUUCUUUUAAAAAAGUUCCAACUAAAUUUCAAAAACAAAAGAAUAUGGUUUUUAGAACUGUUUUCUUGCUUUUGAAAAUUUUGAAAAACGUUCUAAAUGCAUAUAUUAUAAAACAAAGAAAAUUGUUGGUGAUAUAUCUUUCGAAAACGAAAAGUAAAAAACAUAAACAUUAUCAAACGUACUUUUAAUUCUUGAAUAAGUUGCAUUGGUAACCCUGAGGUGAGUUGCACUUCUAUUUUCUAUGAAGAAAAAACCAAACUUAGCUUGUCAAUGUAAAGAAAUAUGGACCUAUCACAUAUCUAUGAAAAGCCAACCAAAUUGUAAUAU